This is a messenger RNA of Lotus japonicus, 1502 nucleotides long. RefSeq names its product threonine--tRNA ligase, mitochondrial 1-like. Gene Ontology annotation, molecular function: ATP binding; threonine-tRNA ligase activity. Gene Ontology annotation, cellular component: chloroplast; mitochondrion; cytoplasm. The record is from RefSeq and is a predicted model, not a curated record. Lineage: Eukaryota; Viridiplantae; Streptophyta; Magnoliopsida; Fabales; Fabaceae. Gene Ontology annotation, biological process: threonyl-tRNA aminoacylation. The annotation marks the transcript as partial. The transcript is spliced from 14 exons.
AUCCAUCCUAAUUGCAGUGACGUGCGACAGAAGCAUUUCACGCUGCCGUCUCCGCCGCAUUCCGCCUUCUUAGAGCCUCCAGCCACCGUGCAACCACAUCGGAAUCAGGAAUAUUUGCUUAGGAUGGAAGAGGCUAAGAAGUAUGAUCAUAGGGUUUUGGGUGUGAAGCAAGAGCUUAUUCUUCAUCAUAAAUGGAGCCCGGGAAGCUGGUUUUUCCUUCCGCAUGGUGCGCGAAUCUACAACAAACUCAUGGAUUUCAUUCGGAAUCAGUACAGAGAUAGGGGCUAUCAAGAGGUCAUAUCGCCAAAUGUAUUUAACACGGAUUUGUGGGUGAAACCUGGGCUUCCUGCAAACUACAGAGAGGAUAUGUUUGUCUUAGAGAUUGACAAACAAGAGUUUGGUCUAAAACCAAUGAAUUGCCCAGGGCACUGCUUGAUGUUUAAGCACAGGGUUAGAUCAUAUAGAGAACUUCCACUCCGCUUUGCUGAUUUUGGGGUUUUGCAUCGGAAUGAGGCUAGUGGUGCCUUAAGUGGAUUAACGAGUGUUAGGAGAUGUCAACAGGAUGAUGCACAUAUUUUCUGCAGGGAGUCCCAGAUAAAGGAAGAAGUCGCAAAAGCCUUGAAUUUCAUCAAUUAUGUUUAUGAAGUUUUUGGUUUCACAUAUGAGCUGAAACUUUCAACGAGGCCAGAAAAUUACCUAGGAGAGUUGGAGACAUGGGAGAAGGCUGAAAAUGCUCUUAAAGAAGCUUUGGAUGACUUUGGCAAGCCUUGGCAGUUGAAUGAAGGAGAUGGUGCAUUUUGUGGACCAAAGAUAGACAUCAGCGUAUCUGAUGCAUUGAGUAGGAAUUUCCAGUGUGCAACUUUGCAGCUUGACUUCCAGCUUCCUGAUUGUUUUAAAUUGGAAUACUCAGCUGAGGAUGAAGCCAAAAUUGAGAGACCUGUUAUGAUUCACAGAGCCAUUCUAGGAUCUGUCGAGCACAUGUUUGCCAUUCUUUUAGAGCACUACAAGGGUAAAUGGCCCUUCUGGCUCAGUCCUCGUCAAGCAAUUGUAUGCCCUGCGUCAGAGAAAUCGCAAGCUUAUGCACUGCAGGUGCGAGAUCAGAUCCACCAAGCAGGAUAUCACGUUGAUGCUGAUACAACUGAUAGGAAGAUUCAGGAGAAGGUACAGGAAGCUCAAUUAGCUGAGUACAACUACAUCUUGGUUGUUGGAGAGGAGGAAGCUAAUGCAGGACAGGUGAGUGUACAUGUUAGAGAUAAAGCAGAGCAUAGAGUAAUGAGUAUUGAGAAUCUACUCAAACACUUCAGCGAGGAGAUUGCUGCUUUUCAUUGAAUUUUUGUAUUCCCACUCACCUUCUAGUUUAUUAACAUUUGUGGGCAUCAUUUAGAUUUUCAACCUGACAAUUCUACAUUUUAGAUGAUUUCGGUGAUGGCUUAUUUUCAUACUGCAACGACUAGUUCAAUGUGAAUUUUGAUUAUGGUUUGAGCGCACUGAUGUUAGAUCCA